AUGGCCAACAUAGCUGCCCACGCCAUUGGGGUGGAGCCGAACAAGGUCGGUAUUAAGCUGGGUGCUGGGGGAACAGCGCUUGUGAUUGGUCUCCACACACGUCUCUCAUUUAAUUUGCCCUUUGCCCUCCUUAAUGAAAUUGAUGCCCAGGCGUUCGUCUACGCGGCAGCAUUCAAAAGCCCUUCGAAUGCAUAUGUCACGCGUUCCAGAGGUUUGCGGGUGCUUCUGUCGAUCGGGACCGUGUCCAGUAUCUUCUGUGUGAUGGAGCGGAUCAACCCUCCAACCAAGAUUGGUGCAGAGAUUAGUCUAAUUGAAGGGACGCACGCUCAGAUGCAUAAGUCAAAAAGUCGCACUGUUCGUGCGGAAAGCAGUCAUGCCCACCAUCCCUUUUUCGGUAACUCGCUACACCGACGCACCUCCCUAGAGCGGCGUAUAAACACGGUAUGGUUGAGUGUCAACUCUCCGCGAUCAUCGGGUAGGACCCUGCCACUAGGGGUCAAGAUCUUGGACGAGCGCGUGGUGACGGUUCAAGGUAACAUCAAGCCACCAAACCUCCUCAUCGACCCUCAGACCCUGCAGGCGACCAUCAUCGAUUUUGGCGGUGUCAGCGCACUGCCGCAUUCGUUUGUCAGCUUCACACUAGCACAUUGCCGAGUUUUUGGAGUCCGUCCGAUAACUCUUUGGUGA
Messenger RNA from Cantharellus anzutake, 687 nucleotides. RefSeq lists its product as uncharacterized. The coding region runs from base 1 to 687 and encodes 228 amino acids. The record is from RefSeq and is a predicted model, not a curated record. Lineage: Eukaryota; Fungi; Basidiomycota; Agaricomycetes; Cantharellales; Hydnaceae. The transcript is spliced from 6 exons.